AGGAGAGUUUGAGGAGAGAAAACAGAGAUAUUAUGCUGCAACGUGGAGAGGCGCAGGCACUGGGUGUUGUGGAGCUGAUGGUUAUGCCAAGCAUCGGGAGGUCAUUAGGAGACAUGCUGCCGCUGCAGUUGAUGCUAUAAUAGAAGUCAGGCGUUUGUUCUAUGAGAAAAGCUUGUUUUUUUGUUGUUGUAUUGAACUGGAUACCGAAGAGAGCGCGAGCAACAAGUGGGACCUGGUGUGGAGAGGCUGAUUUCUCACCAUCACCAGUUGUUAUGGAAGAGCACAAGGAGCCCAGCAGCGGCCGGGACUCAACCGAGGACGACAGCAUGUCCCUUUCGCCGAACCUGCCAUCCCCUGCCAUGAUCAUCCCCCAUCCGGCCGCGCAGCAGGCCCACAGAACCACCAACUUUUUCAUCGACAACAUCCUCCGACCGGACUUCGGCUGCAGGAAGGAGCCCAGCUACCGCGAGCGGAGCCAGACGCCGGGCAGGGAGAACGUGAACCCGCUGGGAGCGAGGCCGCCGCACGCCGGCAGCCUCUGCCUGGACUCCAACUGCAGCAGCGACAGCGCCUCCUCCUCGCCCUCCUCCUCCUCUUCCACGUCUUCGUCGCCCGCGUCCAAGCAGAGCUCGUCCAAGCCGGGGGAGGCUACCGGCAACGGGGGCGGCAGAUACGCGGACAGUCCGUCGUCGAUAAUGGUCAUGAGCGGCAGCAAUGGAGGCUCUCCGCCUGGAACCAAGGAGAGCCAGCCGCUGCUGUGGCCCGCCUGGGUUUACUGUACGCGCUACUCGGACCGGCCCUCAUCUGUUUCCACGCCAGGCCCAAGGACACGGAAACUGAAGAAGAAGAAGAACAGCAAGGAGGACAAGCGGCCCCGGACGGCGUUUACGGCUGAGCAGCUGCAGAGACUCAAAACCGAGUUCCAGGCCAACCGGUACAUAACAGAGCAGAGGAGACAGUCCCUCGCCCAGGAACUGAACCUGAACGAGUCCCAGAUUAAAAUCUGGUUCCAGAACAAGAGGGCCAAGAUUAAAAAGGCCAGCGGCUACAAGAACGGUCUGGCGCUGCAGCUCAUGGCGCAGGGACUGUACAACCACUCAACGACCACCGUGCAGGAGGAGAAGGAGGAGAGCGAGUGAGGGCCCCCCCACCCCACCCCUCCUCGGGACAUUUCCCCACGCAGGGCUGCUGCUGGGCUGGCUGACUCUGGACUCAUGGAGAUACAUAAAAAACAGAACUGGAAGUGGGGGGAUCGCUAUUUAAAAACACAGAUUUCUGUUUAUGGUAACAGUAUAUGGACAUAAUUAUAUAAAAAAAAAUGAACGACCGUUAUUAAAAUUUAUAUAGCCACACAGUUAUCAUGUUGUAUACAUCACUGCAUAUUAGAUUCCAGGCUCAGAUUCAAUCCAACAUUUUUUUUUUUUUUUUUUUUAGGGAUGUCUGAUUUUAUAGGUUGUCUCGCUCUCCUCGUUCUUCAUGUUUGCGCCAUAUUUCCCUUCAGCUAACCAGUCCACCGGACUCAGCCAAGCCAAAGAUUUUUACUAUGUUCACAUGUAGUCUGAAAUAAAACAGAAAGAAAAGAGCAAGACAGAACGGCCUAAUUUACACUUUUUAUUAUCAUAUAAAUCCAUUUGAAUUAUUCCUGUUAUUAUAGAAACAUAAAUUGCAUUUUUCUUCUUCCUUUUUUCCCCCCCUCCCAACUACAAGCUAAAACUUUACCCACUAUUUAGUGUCAGCUGUUUCUUAAAAUAUGAUUCAGGUUAGUUUUUUUUUUUUUUUAGAUAGAUUCUCGUGAGAAACAACAGUUUAACCAAAAGCUUUAACACACAUGCAUGCAGUUCAGGUACAGUUCCUGUUUCCAACCCCCCGCCUCCCCCCAUCCCACGCCUGGAUACCGUUUCCCCCAUUAAACUAUUUUAGUCAUUUACAAGUUUUCCCAAUGCUGACGCUGCUCCAACCAGCUCAUCGCUGAGCUUUAACCUACUCACCACAGAGGCCUUGUCCUUGUUGUCAUUUAGCUGUUUUUGUUUUUUUUUGCUGCAUGUUUGAGCCUGUCUGACCCCCUCAGGUUGAGGUUUACACAGUUUGGCUGUGAGCUGGCUGAAACAGAGAGUGUGUGAGUGUGUCUGUGCUUCUGGGUGCUCUACUCUAGAGGUCAUUGGUAGCAGAGAAAUCGAAUCUGGGAAAAAAAACUAAAUGAUGGGAUGAAAAAUAGAAAAAAAUGUCUUCAACUAGCUGGUUUGGUAAGUUUAAAUUUGGACAAAUAUGAUUUUUGCUUAACAAACAUGCUUCAGACUCACAUUUUCAACAUUAGCUAUAUAUAUAUUUGCAUAAAUGAGAC
Messenger RNA from Cyprinodon variegatus (sheepshead minnow), 2341 nucleotides. It is a transcript of the gene en1, whose product is annotated as engrailed homeobox 1. Bases 162 to 1139 code for a protein of 325 amino acids. Gene Ontology annotation, cellular component: nucleus. Lineage: Eukaryota; Metazoa; Chordata; Actinopteri; Cyprinodontiformes; Cyprinodontidae. The transcript has 2 exons. Gene Ontology annotation, biological process: multicellular organism development; regulation of transcription by RNA polymerase II; neuron differentiation. Gene Ontology annotation, molecular function: RNA polymerase II cis-regulatory region sequence-specific DNA binding; DNA-binding transcription factor activity, RNA polymerase II-specific. The record is from RefSeq and is a predicted model, not a curated record.